Molecule: messenger RNA, 3734 nt
Organism: Salvelinus fontinalis (brook trout)
Lineage: Eukaryota; Metazoa; Chordata; Actinopteri; Salmoniformes; Salmonidae
Product: phosphorylase b kinase gamma catalytic chain, skeletal muscle/heart isoform-like
Exons: 10
Coding region: 355-1539 (394 amino acids)
Biological process (GO): protein phosphorylation; glycogen biosynthetic process
Cellular component (GO): phosphorylase kinase complex
Molecular function (GO): ATP binding; calmodulin binding; phosphorylase kinase activity
Source: RefSeq, a predicted model, not a curated record
GGUUACUGUCACAGGUGAGAAUGUUAACCCGUGUGUUAUUUCAUGAAUAUGAAGAAGAUAUGUGUACACGCGUAGAGUGCCUGUGCUCUUCAACUAGUACUGAUUUAUUUUUGGCAUCUGACAUUAGCAUUUGCCCUUUUCCUAUGUUAGCACUGUCCACCAUGAAGACUGACCAGAUGUGUUGAUAACGUUAGUGAGCCAGUUGCUCGUUUGCUCGUUAUAUUAUAUCCCAUUAAGUGUUUGGAUGAUGGAUUUAACGGCUUUGUAAGGACUAUACAGGCAUUGAUUGAUACGCUUGUGGGUAGCAGCAUCAGUAUAGUAGUCUAGUAGCCUUAUAUAACCAGUCACGCCAACAUGACCAAAGAGGACGAGAUCCCGGAUUGGGUGGGAGCUCAGGAGUUCUAUGGCAAAUAUGACCCCAAGGAGAUCCUGGGAAGGGGGGUGAGUAGCGUGGUGCGACGUUGUAUUCAUAAACAAACCCAACAGGACUAUGCAGUCAAAAUCAUCGACGUCACUCCUUCUGACAAGAUCUCAGCUGCAGAGAUCGAGGAGAUCAAAGAGGCCACAGUGAAGGAGAUUGAUAUUCUCAAAAAAGUCUAUGGAAUGGACAACAUCAUACAGCUGAAGGACUGCUAUGAGUCUAAAGCCUUCUUCUUCCUGGUGUUUGACCUGAUGAAGAGAGGAGAGCUGUUUGACUACCUCACAGAAAAAGUAACUCUGAGUGAGAAGGAAACCAGGAAGAUCAUGCGUGCCCUGCUGGAGGUGGUUAAGUUCCUCCACGACGAGAACAUCAUCCACAGAGACCUGAAGCCUGAAAAUAUCCUGCUGGACGACAACAUGGAUAUUAAGCUCACUGACUUUGGCUUCUCCCUACAGAUUGAGCCCGGACAGACACUCAACGAAGUGUGUGGGACCCCUGGAUACCUGGCUCCUGAGAUCAUUGAGUGCUCCAUGGACCCCAACCACAGGGGAUAUGGGACUGCAGUCGACAUAUGGAGUUCAGGGGUGAUCUUGUACACCCUGCUAGCUGGAUCCCCUCCCUUCUGGCACAGAAAACAGAUGAUGAUGCUUCGUAUGAUCCUAGCUGGGAACUACGACUUCACCUCUCCUGAAUGGGACGACCGCUCCGACACUAUCAAAGACCUAAUCUCCAGGAUGUUGGUGGUAAACCCAGAUCAGCGUUACACAGCCCAAGACUGCCUGAACCACCCCUUCUUCCAGAAGUAUGUGGUGGCUGAAGUACGACACUUCACCCCCAAGAGGAGGUUCAAGGUCGUCUGCAUGACAGUGCUGGCCGUGAUGCGCAUCUACUGUAAUUACCGCCGCGCCAAGCCUAUCACCAAGGAGGUGAUCAAGAACGACCCGUACGCCAUCAAGCCCAUCCGCAAGCUGAUCGACGCCUGUGCCUUCAAGAUCUACGGCCACUGGGUCAAGAAGGGCCAGACUCAGAACAGAGCCGCCCUGUUCGAGAACACUCCCAAGGCCAUCCUGCUGUCCAUAGCAACAGAGCCCGAGGACUCCUCCAUGCACUCCUGGUAAUGACGAUGAUGCUGCUGUUUGUUUCUCAGUCCAGGUCCUGAGAGGAGGGAGGUGGGACUUUACAUAAGCAUUCCAUCUGUCCCAAUUCUCUAUCAUUUUUAAAUCAAUGGUUUUGAAUGUGGGAGGAGUGUACAGCUGCACACGUCAGGAGAAAGAACAGAAUUGGGCUGGUAUGUCGUUGGGCUCAGCUCAGGAUUUAAUUGGGCUGAUUGAAGCAUGGGAGUGACACAAUAACAAAAAAAACUUUGGGUGGGACACUUUAGAGAUGAGAUAUAUAUUGUUCUUUGUAUUGGAGGUGCUUGCACACCUGAUUCAAUUCGUCACUAAUCAUCAAUGCCUUAUAUGGGUGAAUCAGGUGAGCUAGUUUAGAGCUACAACAAAAUUGUUAAACAUCUGGCUGUACCAGAGGAGAGGUUUGAGAACCACCGUUUUAAACAAUAGAUUGAUUAUAACGAAGACGUGGGAAAUGUCCUAGAACUAUGACCUGCACUGAGGAAUAUUGGUCCACUGUGUUUAGUACGGAACAAAUAGCUAGAUGACAUCCACAGUGAGAUAUCUGUUUAUAACAAUCACUUAUCUAGAGCUUAUACCCUUAACUCAACAUUGAUAAAGAAUGGUGUCCAUUCUAUUAUAUAGAUUUCUGUGUUCUGAAAUAUUGCACCCUACUGAAUUAUUCCUAGAUAUGAAGUGUUACAUUAUGGUUAAAAAGGUCAUUUCAACUGUAUGAGCUUCAACACAGCACAUAAAUUCCAUAUGCAUACAGUGUUAUGUAAAAGACUAUGCUCUGCCUGCAAAGCUUCUUAGUACUAUGUAGCUAGUGAUUUUCUUCCCUUUGCUCAGUAUGUGCAAUGAACCCUGCAUGCGUGAACUGGCAUGCACUAAGACAUGUGCAUUCUUUUUAUUUUUACAUACAGAACCAGUCAAAAGUUUGGACACCUACUCAUUCAAGGGUUUUUAUGUUCUACAUUGUAGAACAAUAGUGAAGACAUCAAAACUAUGGAAUCAUGUAGUAACCAAAAAGUGUUAAACAAAUAUUUUAAGUAGGUUCACAUUUGACAGCGUUGCAUUCUCUCAACCAGCUUCACGAGGAAUGCUUUUCCAACAGUCUUGAAGUUCCCACAAAUGCUGAGCAUUUGUUGGCUGCUUUUCCUUCACAUUGCGGUCCAAACCAUCUCAAUUGGGUUGAGGUCAGGUGAUCUGAUGCAACACUUCAUCACUCUCCUUGCUCAAAUAGCACCUAACACAGCCUGGAUGUGUUGGGUCAUUGUCCUAUUGAAAAACAAAUGAUAGUCCCACUAAGCGCAAACCAGAUGGGGUAUCGCUGCAAAAUGCUGGUUAAGUGUACCUUGAAUUCUAAAUCUGUGUAACCAAAAAAAGCACCAUCACAACACCUCCAUGCUUCAUGGUGGGAACACCAUCCGUUCACCUACUGUCUCUCACAAAGACCUAGCGGUUGGAACCAAAAAUCUCACAUUUGGACUCGACAGAUUUCCACUGGUCGUGUUUCUUGGCAAGUCUCUUCUUAUUGGUGGGUUUUCCCCCCCAGCAAUUCAACCAUGAAGGCCUGAUUCAUGCAGUCUCCUAAACAGUUGUCUGUUACUUGAACUCAAGCAUUUAUUUGAGGUGCAAUUAACUAAUAAACGUAUCCUCUGUAGCAGAGGUAACUCUGGGUCUUCCUUUCCUGUGGUGGUCCUCAUGAGAGCCAGUUUCAUCAUAGCGCCUAAUGGUUUUUGCAACUGCACUUGAAGAAAAUUCUCAGAUUACUUUAAGACAUGGUCAGUCAAUGAUGGAAUGUUGUUUCUCUUUGCUUAUUUGAGCUGUUCUUGACAUAUGGACUUUGCCCUAUUUGGUAAAAGACCAACUUCUGUUUACCUUGUCAGAACACAACUGAUUGGCGCCAAUGCAUAAAGACAUUCCAGGUAACUACCUCAUGAAGCUGGUUGAGAGUGUGCAAACCGUGGCUACUUUGAAGAAUCUCAAAUGGAAAAUAUAUUUUGAUUUGUUUAAGUUAUUUUAUAGUUUUGAUGUCUUCACUAUUCUAUAAUGUAGAAAAUAGAAAGAAACCUUUGAAUAGGUAGGUGUCCAAACUUUUGACUGUAGGUUAUACUGCAAACUGUUUAAGGGAGAGUGUGAGAACACUUAAAAUGUAUGUUAAUGUUUCGAUGAAUUUUAUUUAUUACAAAUCUCAACCUGGA